Molecule: messenger RNA, 1287 nt
Organism: Colletotrichum graminicola M1.001
Lineage: Eukaryota; Fungi; Ascomycota; Sordariomycetes; Glomerellales; Glomerellaceae
Exons: 2
Coding region: 1-1287 (428 amino acids)
Cellular component (GO): nucleus
Source: RefSeq, a predicted model, not a curated record
AUGGCCCCGUCGAACGCGAAGCUCAAGGCGGCCCUUCUCGACGCCGUCCGCGACGUCUUCCAGACGGAUUUAGACAACCUCACCGUGAACUUCAUCCGUAAGCGCGUAGAGUCGGAUCUUGAACUUGAAGAUGGAUUCUUCUCCUCGGGAGACUGGAAGGACAAGAGCAAGAAGCUCGUUAAAGAGCUUGCUACCGCUCUGAUGGAGGGCAAUGCCGAUCCCGAGCCAGAACCUGCGGAAGAGAAAGAGAGCGCGAAGCCGAAGAAGACGGGCAAACGUCAGUCAACCGAUACAUCACCACCCGCAAAGCGUCGAAAGCGUCCGUCUGCCGAAGAUGGCGACUCGGAGAGUGAGAAGCCCAAGAGCAAGGCCAAGGCCAAACCGAAGAAGCCGGCGCCGCGUAAAAAGAAGCAGGAUACUCCCGUGGUCGACUCUGAUUCAGAGCCGAGCCCCGCCAAGCCGAAACCAUCGAAAGCUCGCAACGGACACGCGAACAAGGCCGAAGACAGCGACUCAGAUGACCUGAGCUCGCCGCCGGACAGCGACGAGGAGAUGGUCGACAGCGACAAGAAGAAACCAGAGGACGAAAAACCCAAGGCGCCCGAGGAGGAGGUCAAGGUCUUUGUCGAGACGAAGGAAGACGGAUCGGCCGAAAAGAAAGCCGAAACCGGCGAUGGAGAGGAAAACAAGAAACAGCAUGUUGUUGACGACACAAGCAGCGAGCUGUCCGAUGUGUUGGACGAACCGCCCAAGCCGAAGCGUAAGAAGAAGGAAGCUGGAGCUGGCAGCAAGGCGCCCAAGCAAAAGAAGGCGCUUGCAGGCUCGGACAACCCUGACGAUGUCGAAAUCAAGAAGCUGCAGUCUCACUUGGUCAAGUGUGGCAUUCGCAAGAUCUGGGGGUUCGAGUUGAAGCAAUACGGAGACAACACAAAGGCCAAGAUCAAGCACCUCAGAGACAUGCUCCGGGACAUCGGCAUGGACGGCCGCUUCUCAGAGGCCAAGGCCAAAGAGAUUAAGGAGCGCAGAGAGCUCGAAGCGGAUCUGGAGGCAGUCCAAGAGAUGAACGCAAACUGGGGCGUCGGGGGCCGGUCAUCAAGGAGCAAGGCGCGCGGACAGCCGGCACCGGUAAAGGCCGUGAAAGAUGACGUUUCCGAAGACGAGAAUGCCAAACAAAACGACGAGGAUGAUGACGACGAGGAACAAGAGUCACACAUCCCGUCACGCGCGCGGGGCAAGGCACGAGCAGACUUAGCAUUCCUCGGAGACGACGACGAGGAGUCAGACUGA